Gorilla gorilla gorilla (western lowland gorilla) is the source of this 687-nucleotide messenger RNA. RefSeq names its product galectin-16. NCBI's taxonomy places the organism in Eukaryota, Metazoa, Chordata, Mammalia, Primates, Hominidae. The record is from RefSeq and is a predicted model, not a curated record. The coding region runs from base 134 to 562 and encodes 142 amino acids. Gene Ontology annotation, molecular function: carbohydrate binding. The transcript has 4 exons.
CUUGCUGGGAGGAGCAUGGAAUCUGGAAUGAAGCCAGAGGGCAAAGCUGAAAGGGGUCAUUUAAGUGCUGCAACUCAGAGAUUCACUCAGAAGACCGGACACAAUUCCGAAGGUCGCCCAGAAGGAGAGGACAAUGUCAUUUCUAACUGUGCCAUACAAACUGCCUGUGUCUUUGUCUGUUGGUUCCUGCGUGAUAAUCAAAGGGACACCGAUCGACUCUUCUAUCAAUGAACCACAGCUGCAGGUGGAUUUCUACACUGAGAUGAAUGAGGACUCAGAAAUUGCCUUCCAUUUGCGAGUGCACUUAGGCCGUCGUGUGGUCAUGAACAGUCGUGAGUUUGGGAUAUGGAUGUUGGAGGAGAAUUUACACUAUGUGCCCUUUGAGGAUGGCAAACCAUUUGACUUGCGCAUCUACGUGUGUCACAAUGAGUAUGAGGUAAAGGUAAAUGGUGAAUACAUUUAUGCCUUUGUCCAUCGAAUCCCGCCAUCAUAUGUGAAGAUGAUUCAAGUGUGGAGAGAUGUCUCCCUGGACUCAGUGCUUGUCAACAAUGGACGGAGAUGAUCACACUCCUCAUUGUUGAGGAAACCCUCUUUCUGCCUGACCAUGGGAUUCCUAGAGCCUGCUAACAGAAUAAUCCCUCCUCAACCCCUUCCCCUACACUUGGUCAUUAAAACAGCACCAAACCG